This is a messenger RNA of Alternaria ethzedia, 768 nucleotides long. RefSeq lists its product as uncharacterized. Bases 1 to 768 code for a protein of 255 amino acids. The transcript is spliced from 3 exons. NCBI's taxonomy places the organism in Eukaryota, Fungi, Ascomycota, Dothideomycetes, Pleosporales, Pleosporaceae. The record is from RefSeq and is a predicted model, not a curated record.
AUGGAGAUCACUGGCAAGAUGACAUCGAAUGACGAUCUCGCUCCAUUGGAGCCCCUUCACACGUCCAUUGGACUUGGAGAAGAGAAACCCGCAUCCGGAGGAGUCAAGCGCGACAGCGCAGAGCCCGACACUACAGCGAACAAGGACAUAGCGAGUCCGGGUCAAGUUCCGUCAAAGCGUCCUCGCUCCCGCUCUUCAUCGCAGUCAGAGGAUGCGGUAUCAAAGAAACCGAAACUGAACGAUCCCGCGCCUAUUACUACACCCAUCCCCGCGCCUGUAGCUAUACCAGCCCCUGCAACGUCGGCCAAUGGGCGUCAAGGCCUACUCAAGCUCCCCGUAGAGUUACUAGACAAUGUUAUGGAGCAUCUAUACCAUGAAAAGAAGGGUAGACAAUUCCUGUACGACGUCACUCAGGUCUGCAAAUAUCUUCAAGCUCCCGCUGCUCGCCCUCUCUACCAACAUGUCGCCAUCAACAUCGACCAAAGCCCGUGUCAGGACGCUAGCUUCAUGGCGGAUACCUAUCUGCCAUGUACCCUGGACCAGAUGAAACUUCACCAGACGCGAACACUGACGCUCUCUGCUUCGAACGAUGAGGAAGUCGGAUAUAUUCUGGCUGAGUUUCUCAUGGAGCUCCGUGACGUACCGCUGAAGGAGCUUCGGCUUACUGACGUCUCCCUCACUCGCAAGGUCGAUACCUAUCUCCAGAUGCUAUUCGAUGCCGACCAAAUGCCACUGAAGGACAACCUCAAAGAGCUGUAUCUUCCAUAG